UACAUUCGCAUUACAUGCAUGCGUACCGUAUACCAGCUGAUCACUGACGCGCAGUUUUAUAUCGCGAUGGUAUAGUUCGAAAGCGUACAGACAACCAUUUGGGAAACGUCCUUCUGAGGAAAAACACGCACGUCCAUUUCAGUCUACCACCACCGAUGCCAGUUUAGAACAGACCUGCAUUUUAAAAGUUUGUUUGGAUAUUUCAUGGAAUAUUUCAAUACUAAAGAAGCUAACUAGCUAAGCAAGAUUUUAGCCUAAUACAUAACAAGCAUCAAACUUCAGUGAGGUCGAGACGGGACUCCACCAAACUUCAACUCCACUCUCCAGACCAUAAGACUAGUCCAACUUCCACAACUACAACAUAGGCCUAGACUCUACAGUUCUACCAAACUGAUGACGUUUUAUUAUUAAAACGUUAUAAUUGUUUUCAUUUAUGUUUGGAUUACAAAGAGGACACUACUCACUCCACAUGUCGAAGUCUCGAUGGUGCUAGCUGGUUUUUCAAAGGAAUAUCGGGACGUUGGCUCUUUUCACGACCAAGUAGGACAGAACGGGGAAGGUGCCGCAAUGCCACCGAACGUCCAACCCAGAGCUUCGGCUACUCACCCACCGAGCACACCGAGUAGUUUUGUGCUGCGGGCCGAUUCGGAUGAAGAUCUUAUUCAUUGUGAUACCAAACUAAAAUGUGUUCUAGUUGGGGAUGGGGCAGUUGGAAAGACAAGUCUCGUCGUUAGCUACACAACAAAUGGGUAUCCAGUGCAGUAUGUUCCAACAGCAUUUGAUAAUUACUCAGUUGUCAUAAGAGUUGAUGAAAAACCGAUCAAGCUUCAAAUAUGCGACACUGCCGGGCAGGAUGACUUUGAUUCUCUGAGGCCCUUGUGCUACCCUCAAACAGACGUCUUCCUCCUGUGUUUCAGCGUCGUUUCACCCACCUCAUUCCAUAACGUCUUAGAGAAAUGGCUCCCAGAGAUCAGACGUCACAAUCCCAAGACUCCCAUCCUCCUGAUCGGUACACAGUGUGAUCUCCGGACAGAUGUUAACGUUCUCAUAGACCUUUCAAAACAUGAGGAACGUCCUAUCUGUGAAGAGGAGGCAUCUAUGCGAGCAAGUCGUAUCAAUGCCGUAGGCUACAUUGAAUGCUCUGCACUUACACAGCACAAUCUCAAGGAAGUGUUUGAUGCAGUAAUAUUAACUGGACUUGAGUACACGAAACCACCUAAAUCGUCAAAAAGCCUGAGACGGAGAUUGAGUCGGAAAGAGAAGAUACCACCGCCACCGAAGAGAGCGCAGGACACGAAACCUAAAAAGAAAGGAGCACUCUGGAAAAAGCUAUGCUGUAUCCCAACAUAAAACUCAUUGUGUGUGUCCUUUCUCUAUGGAACAUUUGAGACUGUUUCUAACAGUCAAAGAACAUGCCAAAGCCGUAACUCAUUCUGCAAUUGUCGACGUGAAUGUUUGAUAUUAAUAUAUUUUGUUAACAUAAACAUGUGCAGAUGAAUACGCGGCCGUUUCUCAGACAUUUUUGUUUUAUUGAUGUUGCAAUAUCUAAAGCACUAAAGAAAAGGUGAAAAAGAAAUGUAGCGAAAUAGUUGUUUGCUUAAAAAUUGCUUGGUUUGUCCUAACUUUUGUUAAAGCUGUUCAUAUGACUGCUGACUGUUUAAAGGUACCUGAUGAAUCAGACUCUUUCUCAAUGUCAGUAUGAUCUGGAAAACCUGUGAGACUGCUAAGAAAAGAUAUUCAAAAGAGUACUAUUUUAUUUCUUUGUGUCAGUAUACCAUUUUGAGGCAAGUACACAACAUUAUUUAUCACUAUCAUUUGUACUGAAAUAAUUACUCAUGAUCUAGUUUUAUUUGAAAGUUACUCUUGAAGAUUGAUUUUUGACAUUCAUGACAUAUAAAACUAGACCACCAUGCUCUCACUACUAUUGUCGCUACAAAUAGUUGGCGUAAUUGUUUUCCAUCAAAUUCAAGUAUGGCAGUAUGUCUAAAUGUAUGUUGCAAAAUAUCAGAAUUCCUAGUUUCUUUGUAUUUUAAUUGAGAUAAAAUGUUUCAUGCUCCUGUUGUACAUAUUUAAGAGAUUAUUUGAAAUUAUAUAUCUUUAUGACCACAUGUUUGCAUAAAUCAUCCCACUUUCAAAACAAUUUUCAACACAGAUUUGUUGAAGAAGUUACUGUUUUUCAAAUUUCAAUGGAAUUAAAAGAACAUUGAUAUUGUCAUUGAUACAUGUCAUGUAUGUCAUUCCUAGUGGAGAGAGAAGUUUUACCAGUAUGUCAUUUCCAAAAAGAAGUAUUUUAAAUCAGAAUUAUCGUUCAACUUUCUUAUCGAAAUAAUGCACUCACUUCAAAGUGUUACACUUACAGGCUUUUGACAGCCCAAUAAUCAGCAAAGCCAACCUUCAAGUAAUUAUAACACCCAAAUUAAAUAGUAUGUUAUUUGUAAGCCUGUUUUGGCAAUUGCUGUAACCUUUCCAUUAAAUAAUGUCAAUGCAUCUUCCAAUACUGUGAAGUUAAUCAUCUUAUCAUCUAUCGAUAAUAGAACUUCCAACCAUCUACAGGAAUGUUCACUAAAGGAGAAACCUUCAUGUACAGUGUAUAUGAUGGUAUCUUUAAGAUGUGAAAGGGUUUUCUGAGUACAGUUUAGCUGCUGAUGGAUGAGCAGAAGAUGAAUAUGUGCAUUUUUUUUUAGUUCUUAUGUGUUUUUAUUGAGCUCACAUUAUACACCCCUCAUCGUCCCUGCUGUCUUACUCCCUUCACUUCUAUAUGAUUCCCAAUCUUCAAGACAGAUGAAGCACAAAAGAAGCUCUCCAGGCAAUCCCUUCAAUAGGUAGUCCUAGGUCAGAUACCGGUGAUGAGCUCAUUGUUCAUCCGUCCACUAUUACUCCAGCCAGCAAACAAGGUUACGCAACAGUCCUUUCUUUCUCUUGGAGAGGGUAGACAAUAGGACCCCCCUACCUGGAUAGGAUAUUGUUCGGAUUGUUGGUAUUUCAACAACAAAAAUAAGGGAAGCUUGAAAUCUUUUUCCUUAGCCUCCCUUUAUAAUACUUUGUAGACCACCCAGCCAAUAAAAAACUGAACUUCUAUAUCAGCAAUCAGGAGAGAGAAAAAAAGAUAUAUCAGUAAACUUAGUAUAUACCAUCCGUCUCUCUCUUUCAAAAUACAUUUCCUGUAAAACUGUAAUGAGAAUAUUUUGAGCUCAAGUUUGUUUGAUCGGAUGACUGUGAGUAAUGGUGUAACGUAAAUGUGCACAAUAGGAAAUUACUGAAACUGGCAUUUACAUGUAUGUAUACUUCUUUAGGUUUGGCAGGACGUGAAAGCUUUAUGUUGGCAUCAUUGUUCUGCUAAGAGCGUUUUUAUUGACUAUCAAAUAAAACUGAAUUGGAUUUAUUGCA
This is a messenger RNA of Strongylocentrotus purpuratus (purple sea urchin), 3387 nucleotides long. RefSeq names its product cell division control protein 42 homolog (gene rhou). Lineage: Eukaryota; Metazoa; Echinodermata; Echinoidea; Camarodonta; Strongylocentrotidae. The record is from RefSeq and is a predicted model, not a curated record. The coding region runs from base 484 to 1350 and encodes 288 amino acids. Gene Ontology annotation, molecular function: GTP binding; GTPase activity. Gene Ontology annotation, biological process: small GTPase-mediated signal transduction. The transcript has 3 exons.